AUGCAUUUUUCGCCAGUUGGGCUAAUAGAAAAGAAAACUAAAGGAGAAUUUAGGUUUAUACAACAUCUUUCAUAUCCAGAAGGCUUUUCCAUCAAUGAUGGGAUUCCCAGAGAUCUUUGUUCCGUUCAGUAUCAAUCAAUUGAUGAUGCAGUAUCUCUAAUUCAAAAGUUCGGCCCCGGGGCAUACAUGGCUAAAACAGAUAUCGAAAAAGCAUUUAAAUUGGUACCCAUAGCUCCAGACUCGCAACAUCUACUCGCCUUCACACAUUUAGACAAUAUAUAUUAUGACAAAACUUUGCCCAUGGGACUGUCUUAUUCUUGCUCCCUUUUUGAAAAAUUUUCAACAGCACUGCAAUGGAUUGCAACAGAAAAACUUGGUGUGCCAGGUUGUGUACAUAUCUUGGAUGAUUUUAUGUUUGUCUCACCCCCACAAUAUCAUUUAUGUUUAUCUUCUCUCCAAUCCUUCCUUAGGCUAGCAGAUGAACUUGGUGUGCCCAUAAAAGAUGAGAAAACUAUGCUCCCAGACACAGUGAUGUCCUUCAUGGGAAUUGAACUAGAUUCAACCCGAAUGGUAAAACGAUUACCUUUAGAUAAAAUAGAAAAAAUUCGAUCUAGGUUACACUCUCUUAAGUUCAGACGAAAAAUCACCCUGGAAGAGCUCCAGUCACUCAUAGGCUUGCUAAACUUUGCUUGUGCUGUGAUUACGCCAGGGAGGUGUUUUUUGCGUAGACUUAUUGACCUAACAAUAGGGCUAAAGAAACCACACCACAAACGUCGUCUGACAGCUGAAGCGCAUGCUGAUCUUAAGGCUUGGACAGUUUUCAUAGAUGAAUUUAAUGGAACAGCCAUAAUGCUAGAUAAUGCAUUGGCAAUAUAA
Ruditapes philippinarum (Manila clam) is the source of this 876-nucleotide messenger RNA. RefSeq lists its product as uncharacterized. Bases 1 to 876 code for a protein of 291 amino acids. Lineage: Eukaryota; Metazoa; Mollusca; Bivalvia; Venerida; Veneridae. The transcript has a single exon. The record is from RefSeq and is a predicted model, not a curated record.